AUGGAAGAAAAAGAGGGGGGCCAAGAGACCAUUGCACUAGGCGAUGCCAAGCCAGAACUUGUUCACGCAUGUGACGAGAUCACAAAUAAGAACAUCCCUUUACAUGCAAUUGAACAGAGGAUAACAGGCAUCGAUACUGAAGACAAACUUCGCAAGGCAGUGGAGAUUAGACGAGCCCUCCUUGGCGUUGUGGACAUUCCGUGGGCUUCUGACAUGCACUAUUCUUCUGUUUAUGGACGAUGCUGUGAAAAUGUGAUCGGAUACGUACCGCUACCGGUUGGUGCUGUCACUGGGGCAAUCAUUGAUGGCAAGGAGUUUACAAUUCCCAUGGCCACAACAGAAGGGGCCUUGGUGGCAUCCACACAACGCGGCUUCAAGGCAAUCAUGAAGGCUGGCGGCACUGGCGUGCAAACUUAUGUUCACGCAGAUGGGAUGACCCGUGCACCUAUCGUCCAUUUUGAAGAGUUGUCUGAUGCAAUUGCUUUGAAGAGCUGGAUUGCGAUGCAGGAAAAUUUUGCUCUCAUUGAGAGUACGUUCAAUGCAACCUCCUCCUAUGCCAAACUCGCCAAGAUCGACGCUACAAUUUGUGGGACGGACCUUUUCCUCCGCUUCAAAGCCACCACUGGCGAUGCGAUGGGUAUGAACAUGCUUUCGAAGGGCUGCGAACAAGUCCUUAUCACUCUGAAAGAAAAGUUCCCAAAAAUGAAAAUCAUCUCGCUUUCCGGAAAUUACUGCACAGACAAGAAGGCAGCGGCGUUGAAUUGGAUCGAUGGCCGUGGUAAAUCGGUCGUCGCACUGGCAACAAUUCCUGCAUCGGUUGUCGAAACCGUGUUGCAUGUCGAUGUGGCAGACUUGGUCGAUGCGUCUAUCAAAAAAAACUUCAAGGGCUCGGCAUUGGCAGGUGCAAUGGGAGGUUUUAAUGCUCAGGCAGCCAACAUUGUCAGUGCCAUUUUCAUAGCGACAGGACAGGAUCCGGCCCAGGCAGUGGUUUCCUCAUCCUGCCUUACGGAAAUGGAGAAGCUUCCCAAUGGCUCACUAAAGAUUUGCUGCACCAUGCCUUCCUUGGAGGUUGGGACAAUAGGCGGCGGCACUCAUCUUCGUCCACAACAAGCUGCACUUGAAAUGAUGGGGAUAGCGGGUCCAACGCCGCAGCAUCUCUCAUACGGAGAAAAUGCUCGCAGCCUUGCAAAAAUAAUUUGUGCAACCGUUUUGGCUGCAGAACUUUCCCUCAUGGCAUCGCUCAUACAGGGUACCCUCACGGAGGCUCAUUUGGCGCUCAACAGGUCCAAAGCAUAA
Messenger RNA from Mitosporidium daphniae, 1296 nucleotides. Its product is annotated as 3-Hydroxy-3-methyl-glutaryl-CoA reductase. NCBI's taxonomy places the organism in Eukaryota, Fungi, Microsporidia. Gene Ontology annotation, cellular component: endoplasmic reticulum membrane; peroxisomal membrane. The coding region runs from base 1 to 1296 and encodes 431 amino acids. The record is from RefSeq and is a predicted model, not a curated record. Gene Ontology annotation, molecular function: protein binding; hydroxymethylglutaryl-CoA reductase (NADPH) activity. Gene Ontology annotation, biological process: isoprenoid biosynthetic process; coenzyme A metabolic process; sterol biosynthetic process. The transcript is spliced from 3 exons.